AUGACGAUAAUGAGAUUGAUUAGCCGUUUGAUUCUCCCAAAAUCGUCACCGUCUCCUGUUCCACGGUGGUUGAGCACGGUGGCUGCGGAAUCGGCAGCACAGGCAGUGGCUGCGGAAUCGGCGGAGGAUGCAGUGGCUGCGGAGUCGACGGCGGAGGCAGAGGCGGCGGCGCAGCCUAAGAAGAGUACCCGUCUCUUCUAUCAAGUGGUUAAUAAGGCCAGGUCCGACUUGUCGCGCGUGCCACACGUUCUCAAUAAUUGGGUGAAUCAAGGAAAUGAGGUCGGGAGACCCGAUAUUCUCAACAUCACUAAUUUUCUCCGCAAUCGCAAGCAUUUCGAUGCCGCUCUUCAGGUCUUCAACUGGAUGGAAAGCCGCAACAUGGAAUUAACUAAUGUCGAAAAGGCCAUGCUCAUUAACCUCCUACACAAAACUGAGGGCAUAACCUCCGCGGAAAAUUACUUCAAUACCCUCCAAGAAUCCGGAAAGACAGGCAAAACCUAUGGGGCCCUCCUCAGCUGCUACUGCCAGCAGAAGCUCGUUGACAAGGCAGUCGACACAUUCGACCUCAUGAAAUCACUCAACUUCACGACGACUCUAAACUACAACAACAUGCUCCGUCUCUACUACACCACGGGGAAAUACGAAAACCUCUUCUCCCUUUUCCAAGAUAUGGAGGACAAAAACGUCCCUCUCGACGCCUACUCUUACAACAUGCUGAUCAACAGCCACGAUGCCCUCAAGAAUCUGGAUGCCAUUGACAGUGUUGUCGAGAAAAUGAAAAUAAAAAAUGUGCCGGAUGAUUGGUUCACGUUAGGGAAUCUCGCCACCAUUUAUUUCAAUUCGGGCUUGCCCGAGAAGGCAAAGGCUUAUCUCGACAGGAUGGAGAAAACGCGUGCCCGGCCAGAAAAGAAUCUGAUUGAGGCCUGCCGGAUCAGAAUCAAGCUGUAUUCUCAGAUGAAUGAUCUGCAAGGCGUGCUCCGGGCUUGGCGGGCCCUUAAAUUGGAUAUCCCGAAGCCCAACACCAUGUGCUACCUCUUCACGCUGAUUGGUCUUGCGAAGGUCGGGGAUCAGGAGGGCCUGGAGAAGAUUUUCAAGGAGUGGGAGGAGAGCAAGUUGAGCUUCGAUCCCAAGGUCCCGAACGUGCUCUUGGAGUAUUAUCUGAAACGGGACAUGAUGGAUAAAGCGAAUUGUCUGUAUGCGAAUUUGGUUGAAAGGAAGAAAAUUCCCAAUUUGAGGAUGCUGGACUCGUUUGCGGCCCUGAGUGUGAGAAAUGGGGAUGUGGAGUCGGGCCUGAAGCAUUUGGAGAUGGGUUUGGAUAAGCCAAAAUAUUGGGAGAGCGAUUGGUUUCCUACAGAGGAGACGGUUAAAUUGUUUUUGAAAUAUUUUGAGGAGAAUGAUGAUCCAGUGAGGGCAGGCUUGUUUGCUGAGAGAAUGAAGGGCUUGAAACAUGUGAAUUUGGAUGCCCUCGCUGCUAAUGUUAAGGUUCCUGAUGUCGAAAUUAGCAUCUGA
Striga hermonthica is the source of this 1509-nucleotide messenger RNA. Lineage: Eukaryota; Viridiplantae; Streptophyta; Magnoliopsida; Lamiales; Orobanchaceae. The record is from the annotation of a GenBank genome assembly.